CUUCAAUCUAUUAAAUUUUUAGAACAGUUGAAUAGCUAAAAUAAAAUAUAACAAGUAAAAUGGCUGGAGGAGAAGUAAGCAAAGUUUCGAAGCCCCAACUUCGGGGGCUCCUUGCUGGCCAAAUCAAGAAGAACAUUCUUUUUGCUGCUGGUGUUGCUACCCUUGCUGCUGUUAUACAAAAAGUAUUUGUUAAUGAUGCCAAGAAAAAUCAAUACGCUGCUUUUUACAAGUACAAAAUUGUCAUUGAUCAUCCCAUUAUCCCAAUAACAUUUUCAAGACACUAAUUACAUUCCAUGCUAAUCUGUAAAGUAGAGCAGGGACAGAAGUUUGAAAUGCUUUUCGCAAUUCUCCCACUUCAUACACAGGAACUGACUGUUUUUCCAAGGAGCUUACUGAAGGGAACACGAUAUAUUGGCAUAGAAAAUUAUUUUGCCUAAUCAUGACAUAUGAUAUUGAAAAGUCAUUCAACCAAAUCAGAAAUAAGGGACUUUUCGACUCCUGUGAACCAGACAAGAAGUAAUUAUACCAAUAUUGUUAGAAUGUAUUAGCUACCACUACUACUGUUAAGUUAAAAAUCUUUAAAUAAAUACAAUAAUUUUAGUCU
Messenger RNA from Psylliodes chrysocephalus, 604 nucleotides. NCBI's taxonomy places the organism in Eukaryota, Metazoa, Arthropoda, Insecta, Coleoptera, Chrysomelidae. The record is from the annotation of a GenBank genome assembly.